This is a messenger RNA of Plutella xylostella (diamondback moth), 4193 nucleotides long. It is a transcript of the gene Sec24AB, whose product is annotated as Protein transport protein Sec24AB. Gene Ontology annotation, cellular component: COPII vesicle coat; endoplasmic reticulum exit site. Lineage: Eukaryota; Metazoa; Arthropoda; Insecta; Lepidoptera; Plutellidae. Gene Ontology annotation, biological process: intracellular protein transport; endoplasmic reticulum to Golgi vesicle-mediated transport; COPII-coated vesicle cargo loading. Gene Ontology annotation, molecular function: SNARE binding; zinc ion binding. The record is from RefSeq and is a predicted model, not a curated record.
CAAAAUUGUUUCACCAGAGGGCGCUUUAUGUUGCUCGGCCACGUAAGUCAGGGUCGUAUUUCUUGAUUUUAUUUAAAAAUACGACAAUUUAGUGAUAUUUGCUAUCAUGUGAAAAUGGUUUAAUACCUACAAAGUGCACAGUGUAAUUCUUAGUACUUUUAUUUCCUCUUAAAACUGAUUGCUGAAACAUGUCGAAUCUACCACCAAAUCCAUAUAACAGCAUUCCUGGACCACCUCAAAUGAAUGCUUAUGGAGGACCGCAAAUGAAUCAUAAUCAGCCACCAUUGGGGCAGCCUAAUUAUAGUGGAUUGAAGGCUGAUGCUAACUCUAACAGCCCAGUUCACGCCCCGGUCUCCCUGCGCCAGGAUAACGCUCAAUAUGGACAGCAUCAGAGUGUCAACAACUAUAAUCAGAGUUCUAAUAGUUCACCUGCUUUCAAUAGACCAGGCGCUGUGCCAAUUUCUUCUGCCCUUCCUCCAUCUAUGCUCCCACCUAUGAAAAACAACCCUAUGCCGAGUAGUGCCAGUCAUUUCCCCAACUCAAUCAUUCCACCCAAUGUUCCACUCUCUACUUCCAGUCCUAAACCAGUCUCCAAUGUUAAUACCACAUCACCAUACCCACCCAGCUUCAUUCCUCCAGGUAGACAAAUUAAUGACAAUGCACCACCACUCAUACCUUCUAGUCAGUCUCUCCAUCAGCCUGUUAUGAAUGGGCCCUCUGGUCCUCCUGCUAUGCCAGGCCCUCCCAGUUCCAUGCCAUCUCAGUAUCCUCCUUCAUCCAGAGCAUUCAGUCCUCCGGGAGUGAUACCUCCAACAUCAGCUAUCUUUGGGCCCCCUGGCCAGGUGAACUCAAUGUAUGGUCCACCUCAACCUGGACUGAAGCAAGGAGGAAAUGCCCCAUUAACUGGACCACCUACACCAGUUCAAAGAAGUAGCCCAGUUGUAACUGGUCCUCCACCAAAUGUGCAAAGGCCAGUGGGGGUGGCGCCUCCAGUUACAAGUGCUGCAAGACCAAUAGGAGUAAACGGAGGAUCACCUUUUGCCAGCAUUCCGCAAGUACCACAACCAAAUUUGGGACCCAUGGGACCGAAAGCAAGUAUGCCCCCAGUUGGGCCAAGUCCUAGUUUGGGUCCUCCAUUGAAUGGGCCUCCAGGACCAACAAUGCAGCCAGGAGCUUCACCAUCGAGACCAUUAGUUCCACCAUCUAAUCCACAAGUUAGUGGUCCACCAACUGGACCACAAAGUUUACCACCCAUGGGACCACCUCCAGGAAUAUCAAGAGGACCUGUACAAAGUAGUCAGACUGGACUACCAAGUGGCCCAACCAUGGGUCCCCCUAGUUAUGCAAGUAUGGGUCCCAGUGUCCCACCAAUAGGACAUCCACCCAUGAAUCCAGCUAUGCCACCUGGCCCUCAGGGUUUACAGGGCCCUCCUGGUCUCCAGAGUGGACCAGUUGGUCUACAAAGUGGUCCCACUGGUCUCCAAAGCGGUCCAACAAUGGGACCACAGAGCUUACCCCCAAUGGGAAAUCAAAUGCCAGUACCAGGAGCGCCAAUGAGUAAUCAACCUAUGAGCAACAUGCAGCCGCGGUAUCCCCCAAUGCCACCGAGUAACUACAACCAGGGCCAGGUCCAGCCACCAAGGCCAUACUCACAGCAGUACAAUGCCCAUGGAGUCACACAGCAGAUGGGCAACCUCAGUGUGACCAAACAAGGAUUUGACCAGCUUUGGGGCCAUCAGAAUGUUGACUUACUGCAGACGAGGCAUAUACUGCCAGAAUAUCCAGAAGACCUCCCUGAGAUAAGACUUGGACAACAGUUUGCUGACGCCCCAAAUUGCAGCCCUGAUGUGUUCCGGUGUACGGUGAACCGCAUACCAGAAACAAACAAUCUCCUGCAAAAGUCUAGAUUGCCCCUAGGAAUUCUCAUCCACCCCUUCAAGGAUUUAAAUCACCUGCCGGUGAUCCAGUGCGCGUCGAUAGUGCGGUGCCGCGCGUGCCGCACGUACAUCAACCCCUUCGUCUACUUCCUCGACUCCAAGCGAUGGAAGUGCAACCUCUGCUUCCGGGUUAACGACCUGCCCGAAGAGUUCCAAUACGACCCGGUGACGAAAUCCUACGGGGACCCGUCGCGCCGGCCGGAGAUCAAGUCGGCCACCAUCGAGUUCAUAGCGCCGGCCGAAUACAUGCUGCGGCCGCCGCAGCCCGCCGUCUACCUGUUCCUCAUGGACGUCAGCCAGCUGGCCAGAGAGUCGGGGUAUCUGGAGGUGUUCUGCAAAACGCUCAAGAGCUGCCUCGACCAGUUGCCGGGCGACGCGCGCACGCAGGUCGGCUUCAUCUGCUUCGACGCACACGUGCACUACUACCUCAUGAGCGACGACGCCACGCGGCCCAAGGAGAUGACCGUGCUGGAUAUUGACGACGUAUUCCUCCCGUCUCCCGAGUCACUACUCGUGAACCUGCAGGAGCGUCGCGAGCUCAUCACGGAGUUACUAAACGUGCUGCCGCGCCGCCACGCCGCGCCCGCCGCGCCCGCCUCCGCGCUCGGCGCCGCGCUUCAAGCCGCUUAUAAACUCAUGGCACCGACUGGAGGGCGCAUCACAGUUUUCCAGACAUGUCUUCCAAAUGUUGGACCAGGAGCGCUACAACCAAGAGAGGACCCGAACGCGCGGUCGUCCAAAGAAGUCGCACAUCUGAACCCAGCCACGGACUUCUACAAGCGGCUGGCGCUGGACUGCAGCGGCGCGCAGGUCGCCGUGGACCUGUUCCUGCUCAACUCGCAGUACGCAGACCUGGCCACGCUCAGCGGCAUGAGCAAGUUCAGCGCGGGCACGGUGUACCACAUCCCGCUGUUCAACGCGGCGCGCGCGUGGCAGGCCGACCAGCUCAAGCGGAUGCUGAAUAGAUACCUCACCAGGAAGAUCGGCUUUGAAGCGGUCAUGAGGGUGCGGUGCACUAGGGGCAUAACAAUCCACACGUUCCACGGCAACUUCUUCGUGCGCUCCACGGACCUGCUGUCUCUGCCCAACGUGAGCCCCGACGCGGGCUUCGGCAUGCAGCUCGCUAUAGAAGAGAGCCUUACUGACCUGCAGCAGGUGUGCUUCCAGGCGGCGCUGCUGUAUACUAGCAGUAAAGGUGAAAGAAGGAUACGAGUUCACACGCUAGCGUUGCCGAUAGCGUCCACCCUGCCUGAUGUACUACACUCAGCCGACCAACAGUGUAUCAUAGGACUACUUAGUAAAAUGGCUGUGGACCGUUGCGCGUCAGCCUCCAUGUCGGAAGCCAAGGAGGCUAUAAUGAACGUGGCCAUAGACGUUCUCUCGGCGCAUCGACUCGCGCAGAACCUGCCGGCCGGCGCCGCGGGCUCGGCUCUUCACGCGCCAGCCUCGCUGCGCCUCCUACCCUUGUAUCUUCUGGCGCUACUCAAGCGGGUGGCAUUCCGCACCGGCACUUCGACCCGCCUCGACGACCGAGUGGCGGACAUGUGCGGCAUGAAGACGUCCCCGCUGAGCCAGCUGCUGCGCCGCGUGUACCCCGACCUGUACCCCGUGCUGGAGCUCACGGAGGAGGACGAGCCGCCGCGCCUGCAGCUCACUGCCGAGAGAAUAAACUCAACGGGCGCCUACCUCCUAGACGACGGCGACACGCUAAUCCUCUACAUCUGCCACGGAGCCAGCCCCGCCUACCUGUCGGACACAUUCGGAGUGACGUCAUUCAACCAACUGCCAGAUGAGUCUAGAACACUACCGGUCCUGGACUCGCCCGGGAACCAGGUGUUGCAUGCGUUUAUAGAGAGGCUAAACGAUGACCGGCCGUACCCGGCGAAUAUGUUGGUUUUGAGGGACAACUCACCAUCCCGGAUGCUGUUCACUGAAAGACUCGUGGACGACAGAGUGGAAUCGGCGUUCUCAUACUACGAGUUCUUGCAACACAUCAAGAGCCAAGUGAAGUGAGGCGCGGGCGCCGCAGCGAGCGGUCGCGACCCGCGCGCACUUCACACCCGUUCGCCCGGCGUUCGGGAAUGUUCGUGCGCCCCUCGGGACUACUCGGCUGAGCUCGCUCCAGUCAAGUGCUGAGUGAACGGCGCGUCAAUCGCAACGGUCCGAAGUUGGGUACGAUCGACAUUACACGUUUAUUACAAUUUGUUUCGUAGUCUAUAGUGCAAUGUAAAUAAACAAUACGGUUUCAGAUUUUAA